Yarrowia lipolytica CLIB122 is the source of this 1602-nucleotide messenger RNA. RefSeq lists its product as uncharacterized. Lineage: Eukaryota; Fungi; Ascomycota; Dipodascomycetes; Dipodascales. Gene Ontology annotation, molecular function: oxidoreductase activity, acting on paired donors, with incorporation or reduction of molecular oxygen; monooxygenase activity. The record is from RefSeq and is a predicted model, not a curated record.
AUGGACAUCAUUUCUCAAAAAGGAGUUGAGAACGGCAAAGUCGCCGUUUCUGCACCGGUCAAGCAUCCGGAAAAGAAAAAAAUCAUUCUCAAUGCCUUUGUCAUGAACACCCCCAAUCAUCUUAACGCUGGACUCUGGAGACACCCUGAGAACCGGCAGAAGAACUGGAACGACCUUGACCACUGGGUCGAGCUCGCCCAGCUGCUCGAAAAAGGCAAAUUCCACGCCAUAUUUGUGGCCGACACUGCAGGAGUUUACGACGUUUACAAGUCCGAAAAGGAUACAGCGAUCAAGACUGGUACCCAGUUUCCCGUCAAUGACCCGCUUUAUCUCGUCCCUGCUCUAUCGAUGGCCACCAAUAACAUUGGCUUUGGAAUCACCGUAUCAACCACCUACGAUGUGCCCUAUGGUUUGGCCCGUCGUUUUGCCACUGUCGAUCAUCUGUCCAAGGGCCGAGUCGCCUGGAACAUUGUCACGUCGUAUCUCGAGUCUGGUGCCAUCAACCACGGUCUGGACUGUCAGAUUGCUCAUGAUGAGCGGUAUAACAUUGCCAACGAGUAUCUGGACGUGACUUACAAACUGUGGGAAUCGUCAUGGCGAGAAGAUGCGCUCAAGAAGGACGUAGAGGCCAAUGUUCUGGUCGACCCGGAGCUCGUCCGAUACAUCAACCAUGAGGGCAAGUAUUUCAAGGUACCGGGCCCUGCAAUCACUUCUCCCUCGCCCCAGAGAACUCCGUUUCUGUUCCAGGCUGGCAUGUCGAAAGCUGGACGUGGGUUUGCAUGCAAGCAUGCUGAGGCUGCGUUUGUGGCUGGUCCUACCCCACAGUUCAUUCGUAAGUCGGUCGACGAUCUCAGAGAACAGGCCGCAAAGAUCGGGAGAGACCCCCAGAGCCUCAAAACCCUUGCCGUGAUGUUUGUAAUUGUGGCGGAGACCGACGAGUUAGCACGGGAAAAGUACGACGAAUACAACUCGUAUGUAGAUCCCGAGGGUGCCUUGACUCUGUUUGGAGGGUGGUUUGAUCUGGACAUUAGCAAAUACCCUGACGACCUAGAUCUGCGAGAGGUGACAGACAAUGAUACACUUGCAAAGAUCAUUGCGCAGUGGGCUACUUCUUGUAGUGAAACUGACGGAAUGUGGAACAAGUCGCGAGUGGCAAAGGAGUAUGUCAUUGGUGGACGAGGAGAGGUCAUUGUCGGCUCUCCCACCACUGUGGCUGAUAGACUGGAGGAGUGGGUGGAAAUCGGAGACGUGGAUGGCUUCAAUCUGGCCAGUGCCACCAUUCCAGGCACCUAUGAGUCCAUCGUUAAACUUCUGGUUCCCGAGCUACAGAAACGAGGUCGAUUCUGGGAGGACUAUGCUGUUCCGGGCGGUACUCUCAGAGAGAAUAUUUAUUCCUCGCCCGGCCAGUCUCAUCUCCGAGACGAUCAUCCUGCCAAAAGAUUCACCUGGAAGAAAGACCAGCCUUUUCCUCUUGGAAAAGAUGGCAACCUAGUGACUGAGGAGGACAGUGAGCGGGAAGAGAAGGAAGGAGAGACAGUGACAGAGGAAAAUAGGGCCACUUCUGAAGGGCCUGUUCCAAAGCGAGUAAAGACUUCAGCUUGA